AUGGGAGAUCGACCACUAAACAUCGAUGACAUUGGCUUCGAUGGCAAUCACUCGAUGAUUGGAACGAGCUAUCGGUGGCAUGGACCGUUACGGAUCGAUGUAGAAGAGCCGUUUAUGACCAAUAAAGAGGAAGAUAAUCGAUUAGAGUUUAUAAACAAAGAAAGAGAGCUCGGACGACGAUCCUUGGAAAGAGAGUGGCUAUCCGGAAUUCAAGCUUAA
This is a messenger RNA of Dovyalis caffra, 219 nucleotides long. The record is from the annotation of a GenBank genome assembly. Lineage: Eukaryota; Viridiplantae; Streptophyta; Magnoliopsida; Malpighiales; Salicaceae.